AUGAAUAUUCAAAGCAAUAACCCUCCGAAUGUCAGUAAUAACAUAGUGUCAAAACAGGUUUACUACGCCCAUCCUCCGCCCACGAUAGACCCGAAUGAUCCGGUGCAGAUAUCCUUCCCUACCACCGAGGUAGUCGGGCAUGGUUCGUUUGGGGUGGUAUUCGCUACUGUAAUUCAAGAAACUAGUGAGAAAGUUGCUAUUAAGAAAGUUCUACAGGAUAAACGGUUCAAGAACAGAGAACUGGAAAUAAUGAAAAUGCUGAGCCACCUAAAUAUAAUAGAUCUGAAGUACUUUUUCUAUGAAAGGGACUCACAAGACGAGAUCUAUUUAAAUUUGAUAUUAGAAUACAUGCCGCAGUCUUUAUACCAAAGAUUACGCCAUUUCGUCCAUCAACGUACGCCGAUGUCAAGAUUAGAAAUAAAAUACUACAUGUUUCAAUUGUUCAAGUCAUUGAAUUAUCUCCAUCAUUUUGCUAACGUCUGCCAUAGAGAUAUUAAGCCGCAAAAUUUAUUAGUAGAUCCUGAAACCUGGUCCCUAAAACUGUGCGAUUUUGGUAGUGCAAAACAACUGAAACCUACUGAACCUAACGUUUCCUAUAUUUGUUCGCGGUAUUAUAGAGCGCCAGAGCUAAUCUUUGGCGCAACAAAUUAUACCAACCAAAUCGAUAUAUGGUCUUCUGGGUGCGUAAUGGCAGAACUGCUAUUAGGCCAGCCAAUGUUCCCUGGAGAAAGUGGUAUCGAUCAACUAGUGGAAAUUAUUAAGAUCUUAGGCACUCCGUCAAAGCAAGAAAUUUGCUCUAUGAAUCCAAACUAUAUGGAGCAUAAAUUCCCACAAAUUAAACCAAUACCAUUGUCACGCGUUUUCAAGAAAGAAGAUGACCAAACCGUGGAAUUUUUGAGUAACGUUUUAAAAUACGACCCGUUGGAAAGGUUUAAUGCUCUACAAUGUUUAUGCAGCCCAUAUUUUGAUGAAUUGAAACUGGAUGAUGGUAAAAUAAAUCAAAUAACCACUGAUUUAAAAUUGCUAGAGUUCGAUGAAAAUGUCGAAUUGGGCCAUCUAUCUCCAGAUGAACUAUCAUCUGUAAAAAGAAAGCUGCUUCCCAGGUCUAAGUAA
Saccharomyces paradoxus is the source of this 1113-nucleotide messenger RNA. It is a transcript of the gene RIM11, whose product is annotated as serine/threonine protein kinase RIM11. The transcript has a single exon. NCBI's taxonomy places the organism in Eukaryota, Fungi, Ascomycota, Saccharomycetes, Saccharomycetales, Saccharomycetaceae. Gene Ontology annotation, cellular component: cytoplasm. Bases 1 to 1113 code for a protein of 370 amino acids. The record is from RefSeq and is a predicted model, not a curated record. Gene Ontology annotation, molecular function: ATP binding; protein serine/threonine kinase activity; protein serine/threonine/tyrosine kinase activity. Gene Ontology annotation, biological process: protein phosphorylation; signal transduction.